AAUAAAAACUACAUUUACCAGUUCUCACAGUUUAGCCCGGAAGUUAGACUUCACCAAAAUAUUCCAUAGCAUGCUAGUUUAUGUAGUCUUUUAACUCUCCGUAUUUUGGCGUCGUUCAUUUGUUUUUCUCGAAGCAGACAAAACGCAGACACCCUGUGCACAAUGUCCUACGUCUUCAUCAAUGACUCCCUGCAGGCCACCGUUCCUCUGCUGCAGGCCUGUAUUGAUGGUGAACUAACAGAUGCAAAACACCUGCUCGAGUCAGGCUUUGACCCCAACACACGGGACUGUCGUGGGCGGACUGGUCUGCAUCUGGCUGCCGCUCGAGGUGAUGUGGAGAUAUGUCGUCUGCUGCAUAAAUUCGGUGCUGAUCUGCUGGCCACUGACUCACAGGGUAACACGGCACUGCACUUGUGUGGACAUGUAGAUACCAUCCAGUUCCUGGUGUCCAACGGCCUCAAGAUUGAUAUCUGCAAUCACAAUGGAGCAACUCCACUGGUGUUAGCCAAAAGACGUGGCGUGAACAAGGAUGCGCUACAUUUGCUGGAGGGGCUUGAAGAACAAGAAGUGAAGGGCUUCAACCGUAGCUCACAUUCCAGCCUGGAAAAGAUGCACAUUGCUGAGAAUGAAAGUGCCAUGGAAAAUCACUCUCUUCUCAACCCGCACUUGCAUCACAGCGAGGGCGUGCUCUCCAGCUUCCGGACCACAUGGCAGGAGUUCGUGGAGGAUCUUGGUUUCUGGAGAGUUAUUUUGCUUCUGCUUGUUAUUGCCCUGCUGUCACUUGGAAUCGCAUAUUAUGUUAGUGGGGUGUUACCAUUCACUUCUAAUCAGCUGGAGCUUGUGCACUAACCUAACAACAUUUUAACAACAUUAUUAACACUUAAACACAUAAUAAUGAUCUUUGAUUAUCUGACGAUUGUUUCUACAUUUACUGUUGUGUAACCACACUUUUCCUACCCACAUAUACUCUGUUACUAAAUAAAAAAAAACAGUUGUGUAUAAUAUUGUAAAUAGACCUUUUAAUGUGCUUUAAAAUGAUCGCUUUUAUUAUCUUGAUGUUCAAAUAGAUCCUUUUAUUGUGUUUCGCAUUUGCUUGUUAUGUCCAUUUUUUUUAAUGGUCCGAGAGCAUUAUUCCUACUUAAUUUAUUUUAAUUUUUCAUUAAAUUGUUGCAAGAAGUGUGUUCAUGAACCUUAUUUUACAUUACAAUUUCCAGCAAGAAAUAUCUUUUUUAAAUAAAUAACUGAAAGAAUG
Messenger RNA from Triplophysa dalaica, 1252 nucleotides. RefSeq names its product ankyrin repeat domain 46a (gene ankrd46a). NCBI's taxonomy places the organism in Eukaryota, Metazoa, Chordata, Actinopteri, Cypriniformes, Nemacheilidae. The record is from RefSeq and is a predicted model, not a curated record. Gene Ontology annotation, molecular function: protein binding. The transcript has 4 exons. The coding region runs from base 163 to 849 and encodes 228 amino acids.